AUGGACGGGCUCCGAGAGGUCAUGCCGUACGCGCACGGGCCGUCUGUGCGGAAGCUGUCCAAGAUCGCCACGCUUCUGCUGGCCAGAAACUACAUCCUGAUGCUGACGAGCUCCCUGGACGAGAUGAAGCGGCUGGUGGGUGAGAUCUACGGCGGGCACCACUCGGCGUUUCACUGCGGGACUGUGAGCCACGGCGGUGCGCACUCGGCGAGCGCGGCGGCGCACCAGGUGCACCCUCUCCUCGGCAGCGCGUUGACCUCGUCCACCUCCUCGGCGCUUUCCGCCACGUUACCGGGACUUACUUCCAUCAGGGCGCCGCACUCUUUGAUGAAGAGCACCCCUACACCUCCGCUGCAGCUCGGGGGCUCGUUUCAGCACUGGACGGGCUUGCCGUGCCCCUGCACGAUUUGCCAGGUGCCGCCGCCUCCCCACCUAACCAUCACUUCGACAGGACUUACGAGGCUUUCUACAGAAAACAAGGAAGUGAUGAAGUGA
Messenger RNA from Sinocyclocheilus anshuiensis, 495 nucleotides. Its product is annotated as oligodendrocyte transcription factor 3-like. Gene Ontology annotation, biological process: axon development; sensory organ development; positive regulation of transcription by RNA polymerase II. Gene Ontology annotation, cellular component: nucleus. Bases 1 to 495 code for a protein of 164 amino acids. Lineage: Eukaryota; Metazoa; Chordata; Actinopteri; Cypriniformes; Cyprinidae. The transcript has a single exon. Gene Ontology annotation, molecular function: DNA-binding transcription factor activity, RNA polymerase II-specific; E-box binding; protein dimerization activity. The record is from RefSeq and is a predicted model, not a curated record.